AUGUCGUCAUCGCAAGCUGUUCGCUCCUCGAAAUACUCCUACCGGGCCACAUCCACUGGACCCGGUGCGGAUGUUAAUAUCGAAACAUCAUACAUUACCGAUAUGAGCUCGCUCUCCCGCUUGGAGGACAAAAUUCGUUUGCUCCAAGAUGAUCUUGAAGUUGAACGUGAAUUGCGCCAAAGGAUCGAGCGUGAGAAAGCCGACCUUAGCGUUCAGGUCAUACAGAUGUCCGAGCGUCUAGAGGAAGCUGAGGGUGGUGCUGAACACCAAUUUGAAGCCAAUCGCAAGCGUGAUGCUGAGCUCUUGAAGCUGCGUAAAAUGCUUGAGGAUGUUCAUCUUGAGUCUGAGGAGACCUCAAUGCUUUUGAAGAAAAAGCACAACGAAAUUAUUACGGAUUUCCAGGAGCAAGUCGAAAUCCUAACGAAAAACAAGGCUAGAGCCGAAAAGGACAAGGCUAAAUUCCAGUCCGAAGUCUACGAGCUGCUCUCCCAAAUCGAAUCGUACAACAAGGAGAAGAUCGUGUCGGAGAAGCACAUCUCCAAAUUGGAGAUCUCUAUCAGCGAGCUGAAUGUGAAAAUUGAGGAGCUGAAUCGCACUGUUAUCGAUAUCACUUCGCACAAGUCUCGCCUCUCGCAGGAGAACAUUGAGCUGAUCAAGGACGUCCAAGAUCUCAAGAGUCAAUUAGACGUUGUCUCGUUUUCCAAGAGCCAAGUCAUCUCCCAGUUGGAGGAUGCUCGCCGCCGAUUGGAAGACGAGGACCGUCGUCGCUCCAUGCUCGAAUCUUCAUUGCAUCAGGUUGAGAUCGAAUUGGAUUCGACUCGCUCUCAACUCGAGGAAGAGUCCGAGGCACGCAUUGACUUGGAACGUCAGUUGGUCAAGGCCAAUGCUGAUGCCGCUUCAUGGCAAAACAAAUGGAAUGCCGAAGUGGCAGCCCGUGCCGAAGAGGUUGAAGAGAUUCGUCGCAAGUAUCAAGUGCGCAUCACCGAACUGGAAGAGCAUAUCGAAACUCUCAUCGUCAAGGUCAACAAUCUGGAAAAGAUGAAGACCCGCCUGGCCAGCGAAGUCGAAGUCCUGAUCAUCGAUCUGGAGAAAUCCAACAAUAGCUGCCGCGAACUGCAAAAGUCCGUCAACACACUGGAGAAACACAACGUCGAGCUGAAGAGCCGUCUGGAAGAGACUAUUCUGCUGUAUGAGACUAGCCAGCGCGAUCUGAAGAACAAACAUGCCGAUUUGGUGCGCACCAUGCACGAAAUGGACAAGGUUAAGGAUGCUAACGGUCAGCUGGCGCGUGAGAACAAGAAGCUGGGUGAUGAUCUGCAUGAGGCCAAGAGCGCCAUCAAUGAGCUGAACCGUCGUUUGCAUGAAAUGGAACUGGAGCUGCGUCGUUUGGAGAACGAGCGUGAGGAGCUCACCGCUGCCUACAAGGAAGCUGAGGCUGGUCGCAAGGCAGAGGAGCAGCGUGGACAGCGCUUGGCUGCCGACUUCAACCAAUACCGUCACGAUGCUGAGCGUCGUAUGCAUGAGAAGGACGAAGAAAUUGAGGCUAUUCGCAAGCAGACCAGCAUUGAGAUCGAGCAGCUGAAUGCCCGCGUCAUUGAGGCCGAGACCCGUCUGAAGACCGAGGUCACACGCAUCAAGAAGAAGCUGCAGAUCCAGAUCACCGAGCUGGAGAUGUCUUUGGAUGUGGCCAACAAGACCAACAUCGAUCUGCAGAAGGUCAUCAAGAAGCAAUCGCUCCAGUUGACCGAACUGCAGGCCCACUACGAGGAUGUGCAGCGUCAGUUGCAGGCUACCCUCGAUCAAUAUGGUGUGGCCCAGCGCCGUCUGGCCGGACUCAAUGGUGAGCUGGAUGAGAUGCGCUCGCAUCUGGACAGCGCCAACCGUGCCAAGCGCACUGUGGAAUUGCAGUACGAAGAGGCGCAGACACGCAUCAACGAGCUGACCACUGUCAAUGUCAACUUGGUGUCGCUGAAGUCCAAGCUGGAGCAGGAAUUGACUGUGGUUGCUUCUGACUACGAAGAAGUGUCCAAGGAGCUGCGCAUUAGCGACGAGCGCUACCAGAAGGUCAGUGUGGACCUCAAGCAUGUUGUGGAGCAGGUGCAUGAGGAACAAGAGCGCAUUGUUAAGCUGGAGACUAUCAAGAAGUCCCUGGAGGUUGAAGUAAAGAAUCUGUCCGUACGCCUGGAGGAAGUGGAGCUCAAUGCUGUUGCCGGCAGCAAGCGCAUCAUCAGCAAGCUGGAAGCACGCAUUCGCGAUCUGGAACUGGAGCUGGAGGAGGAGAAGCGUCGCCACGCCGAGACCAUCAAGAUCUUGCGCAAGAAGGAGCGCACCGUCAAGGAGGUCAUGGUUCAAUGCGAGGAAGACCAGAAGAACAUUAUUUUGCUGCAGGAUGCGCUGGACAAGACCACUGCCAAGAUCAACAUCUACAGACGCCAGCUAUCCGAGCAGGAAGGUUUCUCCCAGCAGAGCACCACCCGUGUGCGCCGCUUCCAACGCGAGCUGGAGGCCGCUGAGGACCGUGCCGAUGUUGCUGAAUCCAACUUGAAUAUUAUCCGCGCCAAGCACCGCACAUUCGUCACCACCUCCACCGUGCCCGGCUCUCAGGUCUACAUUCAGGAGACAACAAGAACGAUCACCGAAUAGAUCGCUUAACCUACACCCGCACACAUACACCAAACAACACCCACACUCACACACACACACACACCACAUACAUACACACACAUACA
Drosophila busckii is the source of this 2729-nucleotide messenger RNA. It is a transcript of the gene Prm, whose product is annotated as paramyosin, long form. The coding region runs from base 1 to 2643 and encodes 880 amino acids. Gene Ontology annotation, cellular component: cytoplasm; myosin complex; cytoskeleton. Gene Ontology annotation, molecular function: protein serine/threonine kinase activity. The transcript is spliced from 9 exons. Gene Ontology annotation, biological process: actomyosin structure organization; peptidyl-threonine phosphorylation. The record is from RefSeq and is a predicted model, not a curated record. NCBI's taxonomy places the organism in Eukaryota, Metazoa, Arthropoda, Insecta, Diptera, Drosophilidae.